AUGGUGCGCAACAACGACCCCGCCCUCGCCGGCUGGGCCGCGCAGACCAAGGCGCAGAUCGUCGCCGCGCACGCCGCGCCCGCCGUGCAUCACGUGCGCGCGGACGGGCGCGCGGACAAGACCGAGUGACGCGGAUACUGUAAGACGUGGGCUGCGUAGCCGCGGGCUAGUAGCCCCUACGUGUAAUUUUUUUUAAUAUCUGCUGUCCGGAUACGGCUCCCCAUCGCCCGUCGCCCGUCGCCUGUCGCCUGAGGGCCGUUCCUAACGAAGAGUUGGGUGUGCUAGCACACUAACUAGCACCCUAGCAUUUGGCAUGAAUGGAUUGGUUGAACGGGAGUAAAAGCAUUUCCAAUCAUUUUUUCAACCAA
Molecule: messenger RNA, 368 nt
Organism: Chondrus crispus (carragheen)
Lineage: Eukaryota; Rhodophyta; Florideophyceae; Gigartinales; Gigartinaceae
Exons: 2
Coding region: 1-129 (42 amino acids)
Source: RefSeq, a predicted model, not a curated record